CAAUAACAUAAAAAUUAUAAUUUACAAAUUAUAUCUAACCAGGCAUAUAAUUAUAACCAAUUACACCUAAGUUUUUAAACAGUGAUAAACUAUUUUAUUGAACGUUGUUAUUCAAGUCAUUAUCUGUAUAAAAAAUGGCGAGAAAUGCGGAGAAGGCUAUGACCACUCUUGCUCGAUGGAGAGCUGCACAAAGUAACGAAGGAGCCAGAAAGGAACAAGAAAGGAGGCCGUAUUUAGCUUCCGAAUGUAGAGAUUUGAGGAAAGCAGAGAAGUGGAGAAUGCAAAUAAUUAGAGAAAUUGCAAAGAAGGUUGCACAGAUUCAAAACGCAGGUCUAGGAGAAUUUCGUAUCCGAGAUUUGAACGACGAGAUUAAUAAAUUGCUGAGGGAGAAACGACAUUGGGAGGCUCAAAUAAAAGAAUUAGGCGGGCCUGAUUAUUCCAGAGUAGGACCACGUAUGCUAGAUCACGAAGGUCGUGAGGUGCCUGGCAAUCGUGGUUACAAAUAUUUUGGAGCAGCGAAAGAGCUACCAGGUGUUAGAGAAUUGUUUGAGCAAGAACCACCGCCUCCGCCUCGCAAAACACGCGCUGAAUUAAUGAAGGACAUCGAUGCUGAUUAUUAUGGGUAUAGAGACGACGACGAUGGAAUUUUGCUGCCUUUGGAACAAAAAGCUGAACAAGAAGCACGAGAAAGAGCGAUGCAAGAGUGGCUGGCGCAAAACGAAAAAGAGCCAGAAAUGGAAGAAGAGAUCGAGACAACUGCACAAAAAGCAAUACCAUCGCAACAAGAUAUUCAGGAGGCGUUACUUGCAAGAAAAAAACAAGAACUAUUAGAGAAAUAUGUACUUUGACAAAUUUUAUUCUUUUUUCUUUAUGCAUUCGGUAACAACUAUUUAUAAGUUUAUUCGUUUAAUUUAAUAUUAGAGUACACUUUUAUAAAACGCGACAGAUAUAAUAAUUAUUAUUAAUUUAUAAGUAAUAACAUUGAUUAAGGUAAUUAUUUUGUGCAGUAGACGUUCAAACUUCAAUUAAUACUUAUCGAGAAAGAGUGCUGUAGAUAAAAUAUAGAUAAAAAUCCAA
Messenger RNA from Frieseomelitta varia, 1077 nucleotides. RefSeq names its product pre-mRNA-splicing factor ISY1 homolog. NCBI's taxonomy places the organism in Eukaryota, Metazoa, Arthropoda, Insecta, Hymenoptera, Apidae. The transcript has 4 exons. The coding region runs from base 135 to 848 and encodes 237 amino acids. The record is from RefSeq and is a predicted model, not a curated record. Gene Ontology annotation, cellular component: catalytic step 2 spliceosome; post-mRNA release spliceosomal complex; Prp19 complex. Gene Ontology annotation, biological process: mRNA 3'-splice site recognition; generation of catalytic spliceosome for second transesterification step.